AUGCUAUUUAACAAGCACAAACUAUCAGAAGAAUACACAUUUCUACUUGGUCUUGCAAUUAAAACUAUUACAUCUACAAAUCCAGACUCAAUUUCAGUUGAUGACGUUAAAUUUUUAACAAUUCUCCAUAUUUACUACAUUUCUAAUGGUCGAAAUGUUCCUAUCAAGACAACACAGCUUAUUUACUGUUCUUUAACACCAUUAAUUUACAAUUUAGACAACUUUGUUCUUAAAUUCAUCACAGAAAUUUCGAAAGAAGUACCAGAAACGAUUUCUAUCCUUGCAGUUAAUCUUUUUCCAUCAGCAAUCCUUCAAGAAAUACAAAGAUCGAAUUUGUCUUAUGAAAUCAACAUUGAAAACAUUCCAAUUUUUGAGACAAUCAAAAGAAACAACCAUGAAGAAGUAAUAAUGCAAUUUUCAACACAAAAAAACAUUAAUUUCGAAUUCAACACAAAACAAAUUCUUCCUGACAGGAUGAGUUAUCAAGAUAUAUUUGAUAUUAAUUUUAUUUGUAAGUUGUCUCUUAUUUCAUUAUUUUUUAAGACAAAUUUAAAUUUGAUUGAAUCAUUUAUCAACAAUUCAUUUGAUUUUUUGUCAACAAUCGACAAGAAACAUUACAUGCAUUUUGUUUUAUGUAUUUGUAUUAUUAUGAAUGAUAUCAAACCUAAUCAAUACUUUUUAGUUUUCAUUCAUAAAUUAUAUACAAGUUUAGUUUUUGAUUCAAGGAUUUCUAUUUAUCAUGAUACAGAAGAUUCAUUUCUUUCUACAAUAAGAUGGUCGGCAUUUGAUGUUUUGAACAUUGAAUCAACAGCUUUUGUUUUUAAUGCAUUAGAAAUUUUGUUUUGUCAUCCUUAUAUGUAUUGUGAAUUAUUAUUAAGACUUUCUAUUGGUCAUACUUAUCUUCAAGUUGAAUUUAAGAAAGAAAUCAUUGAAUUGUUGAUUGACCACUUCCAUGAAUACAAAGAAAUCUCUAAUGAAAGAACUAUUCUCGCAUGCGGAAACAUUAUUUUGUUUGUUUCAAGAUUAUUGACUGAUAUUCAUUAUUUGAAUAAUUUCUUUUCAAGUGAACAUCAAACAACAAUUUUUUUGAGUUGUUUGUUUGAACAUUCAUUAGAAAAUUUCACAAUUCAUGUAAUAAGAUCUUAUUUAACAAACACAGAAGUUUUUUCAUCAAAUCUUUGCAGCUUGUUAGGAAAUUGUUUAAGAAUUUGUUGUUUAUCACCUUCUGAAUCAGGAUUACCUGUUUAUAUCAAUAUUUUGUCUGCAUUAAAUGAUGUACAAAAAAUUAGAAAACAAGUUUGUGAAUAUUUAAUUAGUUUGAGAUCAAUUUUAUGUUCAAAUUUAUGUGAAAUUUGUCAUAGAACUGAUUAUGAACAUUUAGAAGAAAUUUUAUAUCAAUGUUUAAAUUUCUUUACUUCUUCAUCACAAAUUGUUAAAGCAACACAAGAAGAAGUUAGUUCAUUUGAAACAAUGUUGGAAAUUUUCAAAAAUAGAAAAAUUCCAAAACGAUUAUUUAAUGAAACUAUUCAAGUUAUUGCAGGACAAUUUUUAUCUUCUUAUGCUCCAAAAUAUAUAAUUACUGAGCCAAAUUUCUUGAGAUUUAUGCUUCAAAUUUAUAAAGACAAAGACUUCAAAAUUGCCAUUAAAUUCAUUCAAGAUUUAUGUAGUCAUGCAAGUGUUAAUAUUAUUAUUUGUCAUCAAUAUCGAAUUGAUAUUUUAUUGAUAGAAUUAUUAAGCAAACAAAGAUUAUUAGAGCAUCCUAAUUUAGAAUAUGUUCAUAGUUGUUUAGAUUUGUUUAAGACAAUUUGUUCUUUUAUGUCUUCUGUAACUGUUUCACAAAGAUAUGUUUCAUUGUUUGCUCCAUUGAAUAACAACAAUAUUUCAUAUUUAGAACCAGUUUUUAUCAAAGGAUUGACAGAUAUUUUGCAGCAAACUUAUAGAAUUCCAAGUGGUUUUAUAGAAUUAAAACCAAAAGGACAAAAAGUUACAAUCAAUGGAUUAAAUCGAUAUGAUCUAAAUAAUCCUUUCUGUUUUGUUACAUGGUUUAGAAUUAAUUAUAGUGUUCCGAAAUAUUCACCAAACAUUUUUACAAUUUAUGAUUCAAAUCAUAACAUUAUACAAGGAACAAUUUCAUGUGAUGAAAUAACUAUUACUGUGAGAAAUGGAAUUACUCGAUCAAUUGGAAAAGUUGAAGAACAGAUGCCAUUGAAUACAUGGACGUUUCUUUCUAUUUUGUUUAUUACUGUUAAUGAAAGAUUUGAAGCUUUUGUUAAUUUUAACAAUAGAAGUAGAUCAUUUUGUUUACCAUUUCCUUUAGUUAAAUUUGCUGGAGAUGCAAAAAUUGUUGUUGGCGGUGCUGAUAUUCCUUCAGGUUUUGAAGUUAAGAAAUUUGUUUCAUUGUCUAGUUUUGGUAUAUUAAAUAUCAAUUCUAAUGAUCAAAGUUCUGAAAUAGAAUCAAUUGGUCCUCAACUUGAUAAAAUGCCGCAAACAAAUUAUACAUUUUUAGUAAGAGUUACUUCAGCAAACAAAGUUUUGAAUUUGAGUUUAAUAACAAAACAAGAAAAUAUUAGUUUAUCAACUACAGGAACUCCUUCACAUCAGAUCUCUAUGAUCUAUGAUUGUUUGGUUAAUAUGUCAGGUGUUGAUUUGUUGUUGCCUUUGUUUAGUUUAAUUGACUUCACUUUUCCAAAUGGCCAACCGUUUUCUGACAGUUUUCAAUUAAUUUAUGAGUUGUUGUUUAUUGUUAUUGUUAAUUCAGAGAUCGCACAGAAAAAUAUGAGUGAAACAAACUGUGUAGAAAUCUUGGAAUAUUUGUUACAAAACAAUGACAAAAAAUUAUUGAAUUAUGUAACAUUUAACAAGUUUUAUUUGUUGUUACAAAAAAUUAAUGAUACUGGAUUGCAGUUUAAACUUGCAAAGUACAUAUUGUUGAAUUAUAAUUUAUGGGCAUCAUCAAGUGAAUUCAACCAAAUAAUUAAAUCAUGGCAUCGAAAAUUAAUUCCUUUCAUUGCAAAUCUCAAAAUCAAAGUUUUCGAUUUCAUUGAAAUUUCGUCACUUUUGGUUAUGAACAAAUGUGACAAUGAAAUCAAGAAACACUUAACAGAUGUAUUGCUUGAUAUUGCAAGUAUCGAAUUUAAGCAGAAUGACUUGACAGUUUUAAUUGCUCACAUUGCAAAAGUUUCAGCAAAAGAAAAUUGUUUAUUUUUACUUAAUUUGAUGGAAAAGAUUUUGAUGUUACAAAACAACCCAUUAGCUAAUCUUGAUUGCAGUGAUUUACAUCAUAUUAUAUUUGUUAUUGGUUUAAGAGACAAACAGAUAACAAUGAAAAUGCUUUCUAUUAUAGUUAUUGCUUCAAGAAUUCUCAAAAACAUUUCUCUUUAUGAAAUUUGUGAUUCUAUUAUACAGUUACUAAGAAAUGAUGAUGCAAAUAAUGAAUUAUAUGAUUUCUUAUUUGAUUUAGUUAGUAAUUGUUCUGUUCAUGGCUUGUUAAGUCUUUUAUCAUGGUGUUCUUUGACUUUAGGAGAAGAAAAAGUCAAAAACACUUUCAAUAAUUUGAAACCAGAUGAAAAAUUCAUUUGCAAUUUCUCUUGGAUGACAUGGUCAUUGAUCUCAGCAAUUGUUUAUCCAAAUACUUCUGUUUAUGUGUUUAAUUUCCUCAUUGAAGUUUCUCCGAAAUGUUGGUUAGCAGUUGAUGCAAAUUUGUGCUUUUUGGAAUCAGUUUUUAAGUAUAAUUGCGAAGAAUUUAGAAGAUCUUUCAUUUCGAUAUUGUCAAAUAGAUUAGUAAUGAAUUAUGGAAGUGAAGAAGAAAUGAACAAUUAUUAUCAUAUUUUGUUGAUGUAUUUGACUCGUCACAGAAGGUCUCCUAACAAAGCUUUGCAUGAUUUACUCAGAGAACAUCUUAAUUAUCAAGAUAAAAAUACAUUAACCAUCAAAAACCAAAAAGAAAAUGAAAUUUCACAACCUCAAAAUGUCAAAAAUUCUAAUGAAAAUUUUGACAAAAAUAAUGAAAAAUCUGACAAAAAUGUCAAAAAUGACGAAACAUCAAAUGAAACUAUCAACAAAGUAAAUGAAAGUUCUAAUGAAAAUAUUGAUAAAAAUAAUGAAAUUUCAGAAAAAUCUGACAAAGUUGAAGAAAUUUCUCAUGAAAAUUUCAAAAUUGAUAAUCAUGAUGUCAAAGAAAAGUUUGACUUAGAUCAUGAAAAUAGAAAUGACAAAAAUUCGAAGUUGAUUCCAAAAUCUAUUUCUAUGGAAGAGAUUUUUAAUUUAGAAAUUUCAUCUCCUUUAGACUUUUAUUUCUGUAAUAAUAAUUUUGAUGGUGUCAAAUUUGAAAUUUUUGGAUUAAGAGUUGUCAAAAAUGGAACA
Messenger RNA from Trichomonas vaginalis G3, 4362 nucleotides. Its product is annotated as platelet formation protein family. The transcript has a single exon. NCBI's taxonomy places the organism in Eukaryota, Parabasalia, Trichomonadida, Trichomonadidae. The annotation marks the transcript as partial. The record is from RefSeq and is a predicted model, not a curated record.